UAUAAUUACCUGGUAGACAACCGGGUGAGCCUCUGGGCAGGAAUAAGUUCCGCAGGCUCAGAGACAACGCGACAGUCGACGCGAACGGAGCUCACAAAUAUUGUCGCCAGAGAUCCAGUGAGCUGCUGAGCAAAAUGUAUUCUCCCGCCAAAUCGCCUAUUGUCGAUGUCACCGAGACCCUUUCCCUGCACAGCGAACUGGACAUUGAACUAGAGCCAAGUGGCAAUGCAGCCUACUCCAUUGCUGCAACACACAAUCUUCGCCUGCCUGGACUGCCGGGACUCACAAUACCCAGCCUGUUGGCAUCCAAGUCCAAUGGCAGCAUUUCCGGCGCCACAUUACCCGCUUUCGAAUAUAUCGCACCGCCAAAUCAUGCGCUCCAGAGCAUUGACUUUCCGCUCAUGGAGCUGAAUCGUGUUGGCAUGUUUCCGGGAUUCUUGCAUCGGCGUGCCCGUGGCGAGAAGCGACCCAUUCCGGAUGCCCAAAAAGAUGCUAAGUACUAUGAGCGACGAAAGCGCAACAAUGAGGCUGCGAAAAAAUCGAGGGAUGCACGCAAAAUACGUGAGGAUCGCAUUGCGUUCCGUGCUGCACUCCUCGAGCAGGAGAACUCCAUACUCCGUGCCCAGGUGCUGGCGCUACGAGAUGAAUUGCAAACCGUGCGGCAGUUGUUGGGCGCCACAGCCGGUGGCAUGCUGGGUGUGGCAAGGCAAGUGUGAUGUCGUUGUCGUCGUCGUUGAUAUCGCCGUGUACAUAGUGAA
Messenger RNA from Drosophila nasuta, 758 nucleotides. Its product is annotated as hepatic leukemia factor. Gene Ontology annotation, cellular component: nucleus. Lineage: Eukaryota; Metazoa; Arthropoda; Insecta; Diptera; Drosophilidae. Gene Ontology annotation, molecular function: DNA-binding transcription factor activity, RNA polymerase II-specific; RNA polymerase II cis-regulatory region sequence-specific DNA binding. The record is from RefSeq and is a predicted model, not a curated record. The transcript has a single exon. Gene Ontology annotation, biological process: regulation of transcription by RNA polymerase II. The coding region runs from base 135 to 716 and encodes 193 amino acids.